GUGACAGACGAAGAAAAGAGGGAGUUCUGGGACGCCUUGGAUGGGGUGGUGGUUGGUUUUCCACUGACUGAGAAAGUUGUCAUUGGAGGCGACUUCAAUGGCCAUAUUGGGGAAUCGGCCGAUGGCUUCGAGGGCGUGCACGGUGGUUUUGGCUUUGGCAGUAGGAACCCAGCGGGAGAAUCACUCUUGGAGUUUGCCAGGGCGAGUGAUAUGGUGGUUGCUAACUCUUGUUUCCCUAAACGAGACGACCAUUUGGCUACAUUUGUUACUUGUUAGUGGAGUGGGGACGACACAGAUCGACUAUCUUCUCCUGCGCAGGUGUGAUCGGGUGCUCUGCAAGGAUGCUAAAGUAAUCCCGAGUGAAAACAUCACUACCCAACACAAGCUUUUGGUGAUGGAUGUUAUGAUCAAGUGGGAGAAACAUAGGAGAGCUUCGAGUGGCAACACACAAAUCCGGUGGAGGAGAUUAAGUGCGGAGAAUAUCUCCGAGUUGACCAGGCGAGUGCAGGAGAAAGGUGCGUGGAAAUCGGCCAGAGAGGCUACUGAUAUGUGGGUGCACACUGCUAACUGCAUCAGGGAAACAGCCAGGGAAGUGUUAGGUGUGAGCUCUGGCUCUGGAAGUAGGCGUCAGGGUGAUUGGUGGUGGAGCGAUUCAGCCCGAAGUAAGGUGGAAGCUAAGAAGGUGGCGUAUUUGAGGUACAUGCGCUGCAAUGUUGAGGAGGAAAGAGCGGCGCUACGAGAGGAGUACAAGAAAGCACGUAAAGAGACUAAGUUAGAGGUGCGUGAGAGGAAGGCCCGAGAUCUGGAUCACGUGAGAUGCGUGAAGGGCAGCGAUGGGAUGGGGUUGGGGUCUGCCCUUAGCCCUUUUUUGUUCGCCUUGGUGAUGGACGUCCUAACUCAAGGUGUUCAAGAUGAGGUCCCAUGGUGCAUGCUUUUUGCGGAUGAUAUUGUGCUUAUCGACGACACGCGUGAGGGACUAAACGAUAAGUUGAAACUAUGGCGCCUUGCCCUUGAGACUAAGGAAUUCAGAAUAAGUAGGAGCAAGACUGAAUACUUGGAAUGUCGUUUUAGCGGCCGGGAUACAGAACCAGAGGUGGAAGUCAGGAUUGACUCUCACCUAGUACCUAAGGUAGACAAGUUUCGACAUCUUGGCUCGGUAAUCCAGGCUGAUGGGGAGUUAGAUGGGGAUGUUGGACACCGUGUUGGAGUGGCUUGGGCCAAAUGGCGGUUAGCUUCAGGGGUGUUGUGUGAUCCGAAGAUUUCGCCUAGAAUGAAAGGUAAGUUCUAUCGAUCCGUAGUCAGACCUGCUAUGUUAUAUGGGGCAGAGUGUUGGGCGGUUAAGAAGACUCAUGCUGAUGGGGAGUUAGAUGGGGAUGUUGGACACCGUGUUGGAGUGGCUUGGGCCAAAUGGCGGUUAGCUUCAGGGGUGUUGUGUGAUCCGAAGAUUUCGCCUAGAAUGAAAGGUAAGUUCUAUCGAUCCGUAGUCAGACCUGCUAUGUUAUAUGGGGCAGAGUGUUGGGCGGUUAAGAAGACUCAUGUGCGUCGUCUGCAUGCGGCGGAGAUGCGGAUGUUACGAUGGAUGUGUGGGAAGACAAGGUUGGAUAGGAUCACGAACAAAGUCAUUCGACGUCAGGUGGAGCCGGGGGUCUCUUGGAAACAGCCUCCCUACUCCCGAGUAGGGGCAAGGGCAAACGAAGCUUUUCAAACAAGACCUUUUAUGACAGAUGGAGUAGAUGAUAUCAUAUAGAAGAAUGUGAAAAUGUACUGACCGGCCAUUACCAUGACAAGAGUUAGCUAAACGUGCAGAUUCAUUGUUUGUAGAAUAUUGGAUUUCAGAUUGUUGUUCUAAUACAAGAAAUUCAAUUGCAGCAUCCACAUCACCACCUACUUGCUGUAGAACCUUGCACAAGA
Molecule: messenger RNA, 1911 nt
Organism: Cuscuta campestris
Lineage: Eukaryota; Viridiplantae; Streptophyta; Magnoliopsida; Solanales; Convolvulaceae
Source: the annotation of a GenBank genome assembly